Molecule: messenger RNA, 320 nt
Organism: Funneliformis caledonium
Lineage: Eukaryota; Fungi; Glomeromycota; Glomeromycetes; Glomerales; Glomeraceae
Source: the annotation of a GenBank genome assembly
UUGAUACCAAUAAAAGUAAAUUGAAGAAAGUACAUUAUUAUUGUGAUAAAUGCAAAGGUUGCUUGGUUGAUCCACGUACAGAAAAAAAACAUAAUUUAAGAAAGAAUAUUAGACCGAGAGGAAUUAUCAAAAAUAUAGUUCUAAAUCGAGGUUUUCUCAAUAAUCCAAGUCAAGAUAUAUUGGUAAAUCCUUUGAAUGAUCCAAUAGAAGUUGACACAUCAAGUAACAAUAGUGAUCAAAUAAUUAAACCUAUUCAACCUAUUGAAAACUAUUCAUUUCUUUUCAAGAAAUUACCAAAAGGCGAGUCAAAAGGAAAAUAA